AUGAGUAGAACAGCCACAACAGCAACAACAACCUUCUUGAAAGAAAAAGACAUGAAUGUUGUUCAACAUAUUCCUAACGAACCUUCAUUAAUUAACUACGAAGAAGAGUGCGCACUCGGCGGAACAGGAGAGUCUUCUUCUCUCACUCCUUCCGACGAGUUAUUCUGUCCAAUUUCUCAUACAAUCAUGUGUGAGCCUGUGAUUGCAGCUGAUGGAAGAACCUAUGAGAAGGAAUUAAUUACACAAUGGCUUCGUGAACACAAUGGAACCUCUCCUUUCACAAGAGAAAAUAUUGGACUCAACACCAUUGAAAAUGUACAUAUUAAGAAUGAGAUUCAACGUUUCUUCUCAACAUUGAAGUCGUUAGAGAGCCAUUGCGUUUUUCAAUAUCACUUAUCGAAUGAUGUCUUUUUACCUUGCUCCUUGUUGGUCGAAUUUCAACAUGCUGUGAAUAAGAAUGAUCUAAAGACUGCCAAAAUGCUCUAUGAAAAUGACAUUAGGCUCUUACUCUACUCGCCAGAAAUGUUAAACGAUUUUGUCAACCACAACAUUUCCUCUCUUGUGAGACCAAACAAUUUUUCUUCCAAAUGCUUAAUAAGUUAUGUAUUGAAUGGAUAUGAAUUGUGUUGUAAAAUUGGAUCUCUUGAAAUGAUUGAGGAAAUGUACAAUUUUCUUACUAGAUCUUCGUUGAAUCGGCCUUUACCUCCUCUUGCUAAUGAAACAAAUAUUGAAAGAAGUUCAUUGAAUAAGGCAUUGUGGAUCGAGUGCAAGAAAGAAGUGCUCGAUUUGCACAUACUCUCCAAAUUGAUGCGAUUUGGAGCUCAACCUCACAAAUUGGAUGCAUCAGGACGAAGUAGCCUCUAUAUUUUCCUGACCUGUCACGAUAAUGUCGAGGCGUUUAAGAUUCUAUUUGAGGAACAUUGUGCAGUUCUCAUUCGAGAGAAGUGCCACCAAAAUGAAUACCUGUUGUACAGUGCUGCUAAAUUCAAUCGUUACAAUAUUGUUCGAUAUUUGAUGGAGAAUCAUGCAGACCUCAUUGACUUGUCUUUACAACAUGGACCAAAUAAUGAAAGUCCAUUGCAUGCAGUAGUGAGGAACUCAAACGAAGAGCUACUUUCUUUCUUCCUUUCUCAACGACAUGUUGGUGUUGAUUAUUUGGACAGUUCCAAUCGAUCUCCACUCAUGCUUUCAUGUAAACUUGGGUUCUAUGGAGUAACAAAGUUAUUGUAUGACAAGGGUGCACAACUGGAUUUGUGUGAUCAAGAUGGCGACACUGGACUUCAUUAUGCGGCUUCAAGAAAUUGGUCUCCAAUCAUUGAGCUUUUAAUUUGUAAUGGCGCUGACGUUAAUGCUCGCAACAAACGAGGUCUCACCCCCUACAACGUUGCUUCCUGUCAAACCACCAAAACUCUCAUUCAAGUUCUGACUGCGAAACAGUUGUCAUUCGCAUUUAAACGUGUUCGAAUCAUUGAAGAUGAAAAUACAUUUCUCAAAUCACAAUUACUCUCCAUGAUGGAACGUAUUGAAAAACUGGAACAACAACAACUACCACCACUCAACAACCAUAAAUAA
Molecule: messenger RNA, 1572 nt
Organism: Naegleria fowleri
Lineage: Eukaryota; Heterolobosea; Eutetramitea; Acrasida; Naegleriidae
Exons: 6
Coding region: 1-1572 (523 amino acids)
Biological process (GO): protein ubiquitination
Molecular function (GO): protein binding; ubiquitin-protein transferase activity
Source: RefSeq, a predicted model, not a curated record